AUGACGAGCGAGCACGCCCCGCAGUGUACCGCUUGUCCCUCGGUGUCGGUGAGCGAGCGCGCGCCCGGAUGCAUUCUCCGUCCUCUAACGGAGAGUCCUGUCGCGCACAACAGCAUGUACAUCAAGCUGACGUCUCGCGCGUGGAACAAGUGCGUCGUUCCUCUACUGGACAUUUACGCGGAGCUGAACGGGGAGAAAGAAGUCCCAUACGACUUUGUGAUCCCGUCCGAGGCGCCAUGGGAGCAGAAGGUGUGGGGUGUUCGGCUUGGAUUCAUUGUUGGCUAG
Messenger RNA from Phytophthora sojae, 285 nucleotides. RefSeq lists its product as hypothetical. Bases 1 to 285 code for a protein of 94 amino acids. NCBI's taxonomy places the organism in Eukaryota, Oomycota, Peronosporomycetes, Peronosporales, Peronosporaceae. The transcript has 2 exons. The record is from RefSeq and is a predicted model, not a curated record.